CUCAGUCAGCGUAUUGGAUGUUGUGUAACCUGUGCUGCACUCUGUCUGUCAAUGUGUGUGUAGGGGAUUUUAAUGUCCAGUUCCACGCUGUGUGUGACAAUGAGAUUGUGAAAGUAAAGGCGAGAGGACGCAUCUACACAGUCACACAGAGCCUGCUGGUGAAGGCUGAGGGAACAGAGAAGACCGACACCUACAACUGGUUGCUGUGUCCAACUGGAGAAGCUCCGACAGAGGAGGUGGAACUGCCACUCCCCAAGAAUGUGGUGGAUGGAUCUGAUCAAAUUUCUCUCUCAGUCCUUGGUAAAAUAAACCCUUGUAUUGUUUAGAGAGACAUAGUGAGUUUAGAGAGGCGUAGUGGUGAGAUAAGCAAUGAGGUCAAAGGAAUUGUACGUACAGCUCCGAGACAGGAUUGUGUCGAGGCAAAGAUCUGGGGAAGGGCACCAAAAAAUGUCUGCAUUAUUGAAGGUCC
Molecule: messenger RNA, 469 nt
Organism: Salvelinus namaycush (lake trout)
Lineage: Eukaryota; Metazoa; Chordata; Actinopteri; Salmoniformes; Salmonidae
Product: alpha-2-macroglobulin-like
Exons: 3
Coding region: 18-326 (102 amino acids)
Source: RefSeq, a predicted model, not a curated record